UACCACUCGCACCACCGUGAAAAUUCAUCAGCUGACAGCUGGUCGUUGCUUACGUUUCCCUAAUGGUAAAUUGAAAAUUUUGUAACACCGCUCGUUUUGUAGUACGUUUGUGUAAGCCGCGGACGUUAGCUGGUCGCUUUCCUGUCCACGUCCGACGCGUCUGGUAAUCCAGCUGUCCGACGUCCAUCUGUCGAACAAGAAUAAAACAAACCAAAAAUUCAAACUCGUCAGGAAACCAUUUUAAUGCAUUAGAAAAUGAGUGCCAAUAUGCAUAAACUCAACGACGUGAUCGAACAUUACAAGAGGCACAUCAAUAAAGCGUGCGCAGCCAAUGACAAUGACAAGAUUAUGUAUUGUAUUACAAAACUUACGAGACUUCCUAUAACUGUUCAGAAUUUACAAAAAACUGGGAUAGGACGUGUAGUCAACAGUUUGAGAAAAGACGAGGGAAAUAUCGGAGAAGCCGCAAAAACAUUAGUGCUCAAGUGGAAAAAUGUCGUAAAAGUGGAAGAGUCAGAAAAUUUUUAUCAGAGAGAUGACAAUUCCGGAGACGAACACUAUGAAGUGUCUUCUACAAACGAUAACGAAGAGUUACAGAUAAGCCAAAAUAUUACAUCCAGUGUAGCGUCAACUAGCUAUUACAAUAAAAGCAUUGAAUCUAAUUUACCUAAUGAAACUAAUGAAAGCGACAGUAAUAACUCUAGUGAUCAGGAAUCAUCUCAUCGUCGACAUAGUGACGACAAAACUAAAUAUAAAAAAAUCAAAAAAGAAAAAGACUGUAAAAAGCGAAAAGAUUCCGAUUCUAGCCACGCAGAUGAUCACAGAGAUGGCCAUUCUUCAAAGAAAGUCAAAAGAGAGCACAAAUACGACAAACACGACAGCGCCAAACAUAAAAAACAUUCAACGAACGAACACGAGACUAAAGUGUCAUCGAGUAAAAGCUCUAUUGAUAAAAAAUACUCUGAAAGUAGUGUUAAAAAAGAAAAGAAAAGUUCUCAUUCUGAUUCAAAAAAAGACAAACAUAAAUCUGAAUCUAAAAGUCAUAAAGACAAGAGCGAAUCAAAAUCUAGUCACAGAGACAAAAGUGAAUCGAAAAAAUCGUAUAAAGAAAAAACUAGUAAUGAUUCAAAGCCUUCGACAAGCAGUUCUAUUAGUAGUAAAACGUUUGAAGAAGCUCUGCUAGGAUUUCCAGUUCUCAAAAAGAAGAAUACUAAAACCAAAAACCGGGAAAUGUCGAGUCGGUCGAGCUCGUCUGAAAAUGAAUUCAGUCCUCCGCCGACACAUUCGAAUUUGGCUCCUUUGAGUUUAGACCCUGAAGAACUAAUUGCCAAUUACAAACCAUUACCUCAAUUAGAAAGAAAGAAAAAGAUAACUGCUGACGAUAUUGAUCCGCUAGCGUCCAUUAUGACCACCAAAAAUAUGAGAACAAAAGUGUAUUCAGGGAAUAAGAGCACAUAUUAUACAGAAGUUCCUAAAUUGCAUGAUAUUUGUGUUCAAAUUAUAAAGGAUAACUUAGACGCUCUGGAAUACACCGGCGGAGUUCCUUUUGUCAUACUCGAACCAAUUUUGAAGUACGCCACGGCCGAUCAGUUGUACAGAUUAGAACAAUACAACGAAUAUUUAAUAGAAGAUACGGGCAGUUUUUGGGAAUUUCAUUGUAAGAAAGAGUUCCGAAACAAAGUACCGGAAGACGAUGAGCCUUGGAGAGACUUUUAUAUUCGAUGUCUUCAAGAACGUGAAACUAAAUUGGCCCGACUUCGACAAAACAUCAAUGCUAAUCAAGCGGCGUCCACUCCAGUGAGGAAGACUCAAAUGGCGUUUUUAAACUCUACGGUUAAACCGCCUCGAAACAUAGCUAAUAAACAGGCCAAAUACCAUGCAGCCUCUGAAACUAAAAUUAAUAUUUUAAACAAAUCUAUGAUGGGUGAACACUCGACCGCAGAAUCUUUAUCGGCAAAUAGAAAAUCGACUGCAAUGGCUACAGGAACUGCGAUAUCUUUGUCUGCAUCUAGCGCUACCCCGCCCGGAAUAAUAAAAAAGAGAAAAGCUCCGUUAAUGCAAAAGGCUCUACAACUUAUUAAAUCAAGAUACAAGCGAUGAGUACUUAACACAUUUUUCUUAAAACUAAAAGAUUGUAUGUUUAAUAUUUUAAACAUGUAUAUUUUAUUUUAUGUAGGAAAAAUAAGUUUGUUUAAACGUUACAUGUUAUAUAUCUGUGAUUUGUCAAAACUAUUUGACAUCUCGUAGUGCACUACUUUUAUUUAGGCCGUAGGCUUAACUUUUUCAAAUUUCAUUGACUUUUGAAUAUAGACUGUUGUUGUAUAAUUUGUCUAGUAUAAAAUUAUAAUUUAUAACUCAUUGUAACCCUCCCCCCUCUCCAUUAUAGUACCUAUCAGUUAUAACUAUAUCAAUAGGUAACAUUUUUAAUGUAAUUUUUAUUUUUUCUAUCACGCUUUAGUGAAUAGUAUUACUAUUAUAUUUGUGUAUUUCUAAGCUACCACAUAUACAACGCGAUUAUAAAACAAUUAUUAUUAUCAUUGUACGUCGUUUUCACAAUAAUUAUAUAAUAACAAAAUGUUUAUUGUUUAAAAAUUAUUUAUUUUGAUAUUUUACAAUAACCGUUUUAGAUUUAAUAUAUAUUUUAUACAACGAUAAUAAUUUAUUUUUUCAAUAACACAACUUUUACAUAUUUUUUAUAAUUUAAAAAAUGUAGAAGUUGGUCCUCGUCACCAGUGCUUCAAGUUGUACCUGUAAAUAAAGCGCAAGAGACUUAUUCUGACUGCAAACGUAACAUAACAAACAAUAUUGUUACAAAUUUUGUGUUAAUAAAAAAUAUGUUAUAACGAUUUACAACACUGCAAGUAAUAUACAUUUUCUAUACUGGACACUGUACUUAGAUAAUUUUUAAAAGAAUUAUGAUUUUUACUAUCAAAAAUGUUAUUUUUAUUUGGCGCAAUUAAACAUGGAAAAUAAAAUCGCUAAUCAGAAAAUAUGGCAAGUGUUAGAAAGGCCAUUUUAAAAGGAACUCAUUCAGUUCCAAAACUGAAUAAGAAUAACUAAUAAGAACUUGUUUCUCUUUUUGUUCCUUUUUUAAAUUAUUUUAUUGAAGAAUCGAGUUAUUUAUAAUAA
Molecule: messenger RNA, 3129 nt
Organism: Adelges cooleyi (spruce gall adelgid)
Lineage: Eukaryota; Metazoa; Arthropoda; Insecta; Hemiptera; Adelgidae
Gene: EloA
Product: transcription elongation factor B polypeptide 3
Exons: 9
Coding region: 256-2100 (614 amino acids)
Biological process (GO): transcription elongation by RNA polymerase II
Cellular component (GO): nucleus; elongin complex
Source: RefSeq, a predicted model, not a curated record